Molecule: messenger RNA, 2027 nt
Organism: Ceraceosorus guamensis
Lineage: Eukaryota; Fungi; Basidiomycota; Exobasidiomycetes; Ceraceosorales; Ceraceosoraceae
Exons: 2
Coding region: 208-1692 (494 amino acids)
Source: RefSeq, a predicted model, not a curated record
CCAUCAUAUCCUCUUCUACCAACACAACAUCACAGGCCCGCAAUUUUUUUCAGGCACUUCUCUCAUUCGCCCACUUGAUACCCUGGAAACCCCUGCUAGCACCACUGCCACUCCCCUCUGACUCAGAACCUCGACACACUGCAAGACAGCUUUGCGCUGCGCUGCGAGCUGGAGGCGGCCGCAUCAACUUCACUUCGAUCUUCUACAAUGACAACUCUGGACGAAUCACGAGUGGUGGACGGCUUCCAUUCGCUGCUUCAAGUCUCCCUAGCGCAAGCUCAAGCAGAGGGUCUGCUGAGUGUGUCGGAGCUGACGGGCGCAUCAGAGCAGAUACAACUCAGCGCUCCCUCCUUUGCACUCUUCAUCGCAGCCUUGCAGGCACGGGACGAAUCCAUCGCAAUGCCUGAUGGCUCGUUCGUCUUGAAUCACGACUCUUGUCCAGUCAGCUUGAAGCCCUUCUUCGAAGUAUGGAGGAGCUGCAUAAAGCCGAUACAAGCGCUUGAAUUGGACGAUAGGCACGACCUCGCCCGGUCGAUCUGCGGCAAACAGCCCAAACGCGCACCAAGCCAAGGACUAAAUCCCAAUGUGCACAGAAUACUGAUGGAUCUUCAGCUGGUUGCCAUGGAGAUCAACCUAAGGUCUUCUUUUCAGAACCGCUUUGGAAGGGAUCUGCAGCACGUCGUGGAUGGUGCUGCGAUCAAUCUCACUCCGCGCUCUUCGGGAGAGACUAGCCGUUCGCAGGCCAGCCAAGUCCAGUAUCAGCCUCCUCCAAGCUACGAUGCUGCCACAUACACUUUGCAUCAACAUAACCACGAACACAAGGUCCCCAGCAUUGGAGCUCAAUCGGGGCACCCGCAAGAUCAAGCUCCAUCCGCACAUCCCACCAUUCAAUCCAACGAGACAUCAGCGAGCAGUACAGCGAGUCUGCCCGCUUCCGGGCAGGAUGCUCUAAUGCUCAUCAGAGAGACGCUAUUCUCGUCCCUCGCAGACUCGAUGGCUACUAAUCCCGCCCUGGCGCAGCUGGUUGCUAGAGGCCAUCAAGGUGCGCGAGGAGAAGGGUACGCCUCAAGGGCCUACUUUGCCGCUUUGACGCUUUCCAUCCUCGACGUGGCACUCUACCGCGUUGAUGUGGAGCGCGGAGAAACGUCUUCUGAUAUUGCUGGCCCUCCUCGACAAGUCGUCGUGAGAGGUGUCCAGACGGACUCAAACAAGGCUUCAUCCAUAUCGCUCGACGAAUGCCCAAAGCACUUGAUCCCGAUGAUGCUAGGGCUCGGAGGCAUCGCUUCUGCUGCUCAGACUCUGGCGAUCGCGGAUGAUCAGAGAGCAAUGAGGGACGCGGAGCAGGGAAAGAGGACGAAAGAGUCGGAAGGAAGAAUUGCGGGUGUUCGCACUAAGCUCCUCGGCACCGAAGAGCUGAUAGGAGUGGUGAAUGAAAGAAGGCACAGGGUACAAAGGAGGCAAGAUGAGCGAGCGCAGCGCCAGGGCCGUGGGUCUGCGCAAGUAUCGAACCCGCAUAGCAGCGCAGACAGCCGGCAGCAUACAGUCCUCAAUUCCGCUCUGUCGCACAGCCACACUCGCGAACGAAGCAGCAUCGACUCCUCCUCAUCCGCAGAGUCUAGAGAAGCAGACACCUCAGCCCAAAGCGUAGCUGCUCUUACGCUCAGUAUACUCAAAUUGGCUAUGGGUGAGUAGCAUCCAUCCCCGGUUCGUCAGGCCUGAGGUGGCCACAACGAUGCUGACAAGGGAAUCAUCGUCCACAUUACUUUGCGCCUCUGGCCUCGCUUUCCACAGCCAUGUUCCAGUUGCCUGCUUUCAGAGAUCGACUUCAAGAUGCAUUGCAAGUCCUCGCUGCUGUGCAUACCCUGUAGCAACGAUGAGAGUGCAGCAGCGCAUGCAAGUAUUCCUAUCAUUGUAGCGCAUUCCGCGGAGGGAAGUUGGGAGAGCUUCGCUUGAGGGGCAAUGUGCUCGAUAGCGUACUCGUCGAGGACUUGACUUCCACUCAAUAUCGUCGUUCACCUCCAGUCUUU